AUGGCCGCUCCAUUUGUCUCCCUUCUCAAUGGCGUGAUCAACCCCAAGAUUGAGGCAAGCUCGUUCUCUGUUGUCACAAAUGUCCAAAACAACAAUGGGGUGGCCCAUGGAAUGGACCUGCUCCGCAGGCAUUGUUGCCUCGGAGCCCGCCUCGAUUCAAAUGAGCGAUUUGAUCCCCCUCGGUGCGACGAAGCUACGCGCGUAGAGCUUUCACGAGAGCUUAUGGAUUGGAUUAUGAGCGAAGAUGACUGCGCAUCGAUGCUGGUGCUCUAUGGGUCGGCAGGAUCUGGAAAGUCCGCCCUUGAGCAACUGGUGGCGGAAAGGUGCAAAAAGGAAGGGCAAUUAGCAGCGAGUUUCUUCUUCUCUCGAACUUCUCCCAACGCUCUACGAAGUGACGGAAACACACUGAUCCCAACGCUCGUGUACCAACUCCUACAAGUCUUCCCAUGGCUCAAAGAAAGUGUCGUGAAGGCAAUUGAAGACGAUCCUGGCAUUCUUGAGCUAUCCCGCAGCGCUCUGAUGGAGGAACUCUUUGUGAAGCAUUUCCUAUCCCCUCUGAAUCAAUAUCCGGGAUACGGCAUCCACCCUAGAUUGAUAGCCAUUGACGGUCUCGACGAAUGCAGCGGCCAGGACAUCCAACGCGAUCUGCUCUCCAUCCUGGUUUCUUCGAUCUCUCAACUUCGAUACCCAUUUCGAUUCUUCCUUACCUUUCGUCCCGAGCCCCAUCUUAUGCAAGUGGUUGACCAUCAUCCAGGUUUCCAGAGCCCUCGCCUACGCCGCCUCGAUCUCAGUGAAGACCCGAAUGUGCAUGAUGACAUUCGCACCUUCCUGGAACACGAAUUCAUCGGUAUUCGAAAGACUCAUCCGCUAAGUCGCUAUAUCCCACAUUCUUGGCCUUCAUCGGACUUCAUUUCUGUCCUUGUCAAAAAUGCCUCGGGCCAAUUCAUCUACGCCGAUACCGUCAUAAGAUUUGUCAGAUCACCCAAACACCGACCAGAUGAUCGACUGAAUAUCAUCCUUGGAUUAGAAAUUGCGCGAGGAAAUGAAAACCCCUUCACCCAACUUGACGCUGUAUAUCACUACAUCUUUUCCUGCGUAAAAGACCUGGAUACUGUGUGGCGCAUCCUUGGGGUGAUCGAACUCUUGGGGCAAUGGAAGAUUUCAGGAAUCAAUCAUGCUGACGCCGACAUUUCGCCUUCUACAUUCACAAGUCCUACGUCUCUCCAAAAUGUUUUCAUGGUUCGCCCUGGCGAGAUUGAGGUGGCCUUGAGCGAGUUGACAUCUGUCGUCACUUGCCCCUCUCCAGAUCUUCCGAUCAAGGUCAUUCAUGCUUCACUUUUUGACUUUCUCCUCAAUCCAACUCGGUCUGGCCCAUAUGCCCUUGAUGUUUCCCUUGCACAUGAAACCAUUGCGCAGUGGAGAUGGAUUCAAAUUAGCACCCAGGGCAACGAAAAGAAUCAAAAGCUGAAAUUCAUAAAGCAAUUUCUAUUUCAUGGGCGAUACGCGAGACUCUCGGACAAACAGCGGCAAUUGGUCGGAAAUGCUGCAUUAGUUUUAGUCGAUGCCAUUGGCCAUGAUGACUGGUUGGAAUAUGAGCAUGUUCAGCAGUAUGACGUCUAUUUCCGGGACCUCAGCCUUGUGUUCCAAAGAACGGAAUUUCAUCACCGAGAGGAGUCGCUCGAGUUUAUUAGCGCAAUAGGAGCAAAAUUGAAAUCCAUGAGGUGUAACCACACUGAUACCAUUUCAAGAAUCUUCUGGACCAAAUUUGAAGCCCUCCAAUGCAGUAAGGACGAUUGCGUAGUCUCGUCACAAGGUGGUGAAAAGGGUCUCCGCUCCCUGAACAAUCGGACUGCGCAAGCCAUGAGAAGUCUAGGAGCAAGAUUUAAACUUCAGGCGCGGAAUCAUUCACAGACAGCCGUUGAACAAGGGAAAGAGCUUGCAGGGGAUACAACAUCUAUACCCGGCCGGACUCAAUGGGCAAUACGUGUUGCCAGGCUCCUGGUGUGGACGCAAGCAGCACAGAACAAUUCUCGCGACUUCGAUCCACAGUGUCUGGCGGUAUUGAAGCAGUGUCUUCUCUUCGCAUUCGAGUCUCUUGACGCUCAUUGGGUAAUCCAUACUUCGGAUGCUGCCGUUGUCCUCUUCAUCGCGACGCUUCUCCCCCACUGCGCUCCAGGACUCAAAGACCCGGUCCUUGAGAUUGAUAGGGAUCUCUUCUUGAAAGUUCAGGCGACGAGGUCCAGUUCCUCAGCAAGAUCGCUUUUCUUACAGGAAAAUCCGCCUGCCUUACAACAAUUUCCGAAGAUCAUGGAAAAUUAUCAUCAAGAAGCGCGUGCUUAUCUUGAAAGGAUGAAGAGCCGAAUUGGCGCUGGAAGUCUGUAA
Cyclocybe aegerita is the source of this 2382-nucleotide messenger RNA. Lineage: Eukaryota; Fungi; Basidiomycota; Agaricomycetes; Agaricales; Hemipholiotaceae. The record is from the annotation of a GenBank genome assembly.